Hydra vulgaris (swiftwater hydra) is the source of this 911-nucleotide messenger RNA. RefSeq names its product antistasin-like. The record is from RefSeq and is a predicted model, not a curated record. NCBI's taxonomy places the organism in Eukaryota, Metazoa, Cnidaria, Hydrozoa, Anthoathecata, Hydridae. Gene Ontology annotation, molecular function: serine-type endopeptidase inhibitor activity. Gene Ontology annotation, cellular component: extracellular region.
GAUACAAAUAAUAUAACAAAGAAAAAAGAUAAGGAAAAUAUAAAAAAGAAAAUGAAACCUUUCAUUUUGGCUGCGUUUUUGUUUUUCUCUAAUUGCUACACGUCAACGGCAUUUACAUGCAUUAAUUGUGCCACUGUAAAAUGCAAAGCUCCAGAAGGAUGUAAAGCUGGAACAGUCAAAGACUAUUGUGGUUGUUGUGACAUUUGUGCUCAGGCCUCUGGUGAAGAAUGCGGAGGAUUACUGGAAAAUACUAAAAAAUGCGGUAACCAAUUGGAAUGUGUCAAAAAGAAUGAUACCAUCAAGUCAGACUUGAUGGGAAUAUGUCGACCAAAAUGCGAUCAAACUCAGUUGUGCAAAAUGUAUUGCCCAUAUGGGUUUGUAAUUGACAAAAAUGGAUGUGAAAUUUGUCGUUGUAAUAGUCGACCGAUAUGUGGGCCAGUAUGCAAAAUUUACUGUAAAAACGGAAACGUUCUUGAUGGAGCAGGAUGUCCGACUUGCAGUUGCUACAAAAUACCAAAAUGCGUGGCUUUACAAUAUUCUGUUAAAGAUUUAGCAUAUAAGCCAACAUGUCCAAAGAUUAUAUGUCCAUUAAUUAAAUGUGCUUAUGGGGUGGUACUUGAUCAAUAUGGCUGCAAGACAUGUAAAUGCCGAAGUGUUCCUCCAUUGUGCAGUAUAGAUGGAUGUUGUAAGGUACCUACGCGUUUUUGCAACAAAAAUAACAAAUGUUGUAUACACGGUUCAACAUGCUUUGCAAAACCCGGAUGGUACAGAACUUAAUUAAUUUAACAUUUUUCAAAUGAAAUUUUUUUUUGGAAAAUUGAAUAAAAUUGUAUUUAAACAUUUUUUUCUGUUAUGUAAAAAAAAAAAAAUUUAAAGAGUAAAUGUUAAAGGAUAAAAAAAUUCUAAAUAUA